UGGCCUCCGGAGGAGGGUCAGAGUUCACGUCCCUCUCUUGGGAUACCAGCUCGAAGCUGGGGGAUGCGAGGACUAGUGGGUGGCGGACGUCCUUCCGGUCCUGAAUCUUAAGGGGCAAAGGACACACGCUGGGACUAUUAACUCAGCCGAGAGCUAGGAGGCGGGAAGAGGUUGUGUGGGCGGGGUCAAGGGUGAAAGGUCAGAGGGCUGCGAAGGGGGCGGAGCGAGCCGGAGGCGGAUGGCGGCUGCGGCGGCUCAUCGUCUUUGGCGGCAGAGGCGCUGAAGCGGGGACGCGGGUCGGGCGCGUCCGGCAGUGGGAGGAGAGCGGCGGCCGCUCCCAACAUGCACAGCCUGGCGACGGCUGCGCCUGUGCCUACUGCACUGGCUCAGGUGGAUAGAGAAAAGAUCUACCAGUGGAUUAACGAGCUGUCCAGUCCCGAGACCAGAGAAAAUGCUUUGCUGGAGCUGAGUAAGAAGCGGGAAUCUGUUCCUGACCUUGCCCCCAUGCUGUGGCAUUCAUUUGGUACUAUUGCAGCACUUUUACAGGAAAUUGUAAAUAUUUAUCCAUCUAUCAACCCACCCACCUUGACGGCACACCAGUCUAACAGAGUUUGCAAUGCUCUGGCAUUACUGCAGUGUGUGGCAUCACACCCAGAAACCAGGUCAGCAUUUCUUGCAGCACACAUCCCACUUUUUUUGUACCCCUUUUUGCACACUGUCAGCAAAACGCGCCCCUUUGAAUAUCUUCGGCUAACCAGUCUUGGAGUUAUUGGGGCCCUGGUGAAAACAGAUGAGCAGGAAGUAAUCAACUUUUUAUUGACAACAGAAAUUAUCCCUCUGUGUUUGCGCAUUAUGGAAUCUGGAAGUGAACUUUCUAAAACGGUUGCCACAUUCAUCCUCCAGAAGAUCCUCUUAGAUGACACUGGUUUGGCUUACAUCUGUCAGACAUAUGAGCGGUUCUCCCAUGUGGCCAUGAUCUUGGGUAAGAUGGUCCUGCAGCUAUCCAAAGAGCCUUCCGCCCGUCUGCUGAAGCAUGUAGUGAGAUGUUACCUUAGACUCUCAGAUAAUCCCAGGGCACGUGAAGCGCUCAGGCAGUGCCUCCCUGACCAGCUGAAGGACACGACUUUCGCCCAGGUGCUAAAAGAUGACACCACCACGAAACGCUGGCUUGCACAACUGGUGAAGAACCUGCAAGAGGGCCAGGUCACCGAUCCCCGGGGUAUCCCCCUGCCCCCUCAGUGAUCCUCCCCUGUCCCCUCCCACUACUCCCCCAAGUUGGGGAAGGGAGCGGGAACCUACGAGGAAAACAGCUCAGGUUUUAUCGCCGACCGGGAAUAGACAACCUCAUUGCUGAACUGCACUGGAGAAAAGGGGCCAGGGACCCCCGCUGAGGUGUAUGAGCUCCAUCUCGGGCUGCCUUGAAGACCUGGGCUUCCUCUGCUACUCCCAGGAAAUGGGCUCCUGACAGCAGUCCGCCACCACAGCCCCAGGAGGGUGUCAACACCAGCAAAUGCUGUAUUUGCAGCAUGCCAAGAUGACCCUUCUCCCCGCCCUCUACUUAGCUGCUGGCAGGGAGGGGAGACAGUGGUGACAGCAGCAGCACUCUAGGCAUGGUGAACGCCUGGGACCAAGCCAUGUGGCGUUUUUUAUUUUGCCUUCCUAGAAGACUCAAGAUGUGUCUCUUCAUUCUCUCUCUCAGUAUUUGUUUACUUUGGUUUUUUGUUUUUAAUCUCAGAGAGAGGUGUGUUUAGUGGACACAAGCUGUAAUAUUCAGCAAAACUUUGUCAAUUGGCACUGUUUACAAGUCUGUUAGCUGCAUAAGCUCAAUAAAAAGUUGGUCUGGGCAUUACAUCCCCUCCAGCAGGCCAAUAGCUGCAUGAGCUUUGGGAGGAAUGGGAGGCAGGGGAAAGAUAUAAAGCCAGAGGACAGCAGGAAGCCACCACCUGUUUCCUUUCCCUCCCCUUCUGCCCCCAGGUCUAGAUGCCACAGGACCUUAACCUCGUUUCUGGCUGUAGCUGCUAGCUUUUCCAAAUCUCAUGCUGCUCUCAUUUUCACUUCCCUCCUGUUAAACUUAAAACAGACGUCUUAAUUCAUCAGGCUGUCCUGGAAGGGUGUUGUGUUGGGGGAGGAGAGGCGCUGGUGAACCUCACCUUCAAUUCAAAUCCUUGAAGAUAUUUCCUGGAUGACUUUUUAAAGGGAGGUGCAUGGGAUUAAGACGAUAGGCUACUUGAUCCCGUUCUUUGCUUUAGUGUGAAUUUCUGCAGCUCCAUCUGUCUUCAUGAUUGUACUUGAAGCAGUAUUAGCUGAAUGAGUUAAUUUUAUUCCCAUUUAAGAUGGAGGGCUGGACUCUGCUUGCUCACUAGUCUUUUUUCCCCCCCUUUUUUGACAUAUUUCCUUUUGGUCUAUGGGAAUUACAGGGUUGCCACUAAAAUAUUUUCCGCUUGUUCAUAUUGUGUCAGAGAAUCCCCCUUCCUUCUCUGGAGCUUUAGAUGACUCUAUUCACAAUCCAGAGGCUUGAAUCUGUAACCCAGUGUAAACUGCCUUGCUUUCCCCCAGUCCUUCCUCCUGCCGACACCUGUUCGCUCUCUCGUCCCCAUCUCCAGUGAAAGAUGGGACUGUUAAUCCAACUCUAGAGAGAGACCAAGUAUUUUCUGUCCAUAUCUCGCACAAUGGAAGGCGUCUCUGAACAAGUUUGAGGAAGGCCUGUAAGGGGCGGGCUCGGAGAAACCUUUGCAGAGGCGGUUUUGCCAACACAAGGGCUCUUUCAAGCCGACUUUCACAAAGGGAGCCGGCCUUGUUAGUUGGCUUCUGUCUCUUUAGAGCUAAGAGAGUAGUAAUUAAGUAGCCUAGAUGUAGGAAGGGUAGAAUAAGCACUUAUUCCCCUGCCUUCCAAAAUGAAGAGGAGAACCAGGCCAGCUCUCAAUGUUCUCAAGCCUGAAGAGAAGAGGUUUUGGAGAAAGCAGAGAACAGCAUGGACUGGACAGACGUCUUGACUCCCUUCAGCCCAUAGUUUGUGAUCUGCAGAGUCCAGCUCGGGUAAACCUGAUUUUUGCCAACCGCCUUCCUGCUGAGCCAAAGUUUUCUCAUCGCCCCUCCACUGGGGAAGCAGCUGAGGCCCAGGGCCUUGCUCCCUGGGAAAUUCUCUCUCCAUCUUUCGGUGCACUGGCCAUGUUACUGUGCCAAUAGUGUCUUAAUUCUUGUUCCAUCUGUUCUCAGCUGGCCUUGGACCCCACAUAGGAGUCAGGGGGAGGGGUGGAAAUGGGUAUUAUUCCUUGUAGUUGAUCCUGAUGUGUGUGUGUAUAAAGAGACCCCUCCCCUUGUUUUGUGUUUUCAUCCCUCUCACUCCCUCAACAGGAUUCAAAUAAAACAUGCUUCUGUUUUUAUAAAAAUGA
Molecule: messenger RNA, 3392 nt
Organism: Diceros bicornis minor
Lineage: Eukaryota; Metazoa; Chordata; Mammalia; Perissodactyla; Rhinocerotidae
Gene: CNOT9
Product: CCR4-NOT transcription complex subunit 9
Exons: 8
Coding region: 343-1242 (299 amino acids)
Biological process (GO): negative regulation of translation; mRNA catabolic process
Cellular component (GO): CCR4-NOT core complex; CCR4-NOT complex; P-body
Source: RefSeq, a predicted model, not a curated record